Molecule: messenger RNA, 1155 nt
Organism: Coffea eugenioides
Lineage: Eukaryota; Viridiplantae; Streptophyta; Magnoliopsida; Gentianales; Rubiaceae
Product: WAT1-related protein At5g64700-like
Exons: 7
Coding region: 1-1155 (384 amino acids)
Cellular component (GO): plasma membrane
Molecular function (GO): transmembrane transporter activity
Source: RefSeq, a predicted model, not a curated record
AUGGCGGUGAAGAAAUGGAUUCAGGGAGGAAGACUUGCUGCCGGCAUGCUCACGAUACAAGCAAUCGCCACAGGGUUGCAGCUUCUGUCAAGACUGAUACUGAACCAAGGCUCUUUCAUUUUCGCUUACAUGUUCUAUCGGCAUGUCGUGGGUGCUAUUUGUGUUGCUCCUUUUGCUCUUUUCUGGGAAAGAGGCAAUGGAAAGAAGCUGAGCUGGUUGAUUUUCUUCUGGCUAUUUGUGGUUGCACUAACCGGGAUAACCAUGGCGAUGGGACUCUUCUAUUAUGGCCUAGGGGAUACCACAGCCACGUACGCAACAAACUUCCUCAACCUCAUUCCCAUAGUCACUUUUCUCCUCUCAACAAUUCUGAGAAUAGAAGAACUGCGGCUGCAUACCAGAGCUGGUAAAAUAAAGACUAUGGCUGCAAUAUUAUGCCUUGGUGGUGCACUGGUUAUUGCUUUUUACAAGGGCAAGGCCUUCCACAUCCCUCACCUUAACGUGGAGAAACAUUCCAUACUGAAAACCACUAAGCCUCGCAAGUGGACUCGGGGAACAAUAUUUCUAGUUUGCAGCUGCUUAUCCUAUAGUUUGUGGUUCAUAUCACAGGUUAAGUUAUUCCAACUAUUCCCCUACAAGUUCUGGUCAACAUUCUAUACUUGCAUCAUAGCAUCAGUGCAACAAGUAGUUAUUGGAUUGUGCAUAGAUAGAUCCAAAGCAGCUUGGCAUUUAGGAUGGAAUUUAGAGUUAGUUACCAUCUUUUACUCGGGAUCGUUGGCCACAUCUGCAUCAUUUUGCUUGAUUUCUUGGGCUAUAUCAAAACGAGGCCCAACUUAUCCCUCUAUGUUCAACCCCUUAUCUCUUGUAUUUGUGGCCAUCGCGGAAGCGUUCUUCCUUGGGGAAGCAAUCACCAUUGGAAGCUUGCUUGGUAUGUUCCUUAUCAUUGUGGGCUUGUACUCUUUCCUUUGGGCAAAGAAUAAGGAGACCAAAGCAAUAUUCAAGACUAUACGUGCUAACGGUGAAGUAGAAAAAAGGUCAGUUGAAUCUGCAGCUACUGUAGUGCCAGCACUAUCUCCUCAGAACGACAUAAAUCAUGGAGACAAAGAGCAACAGACGGACGCAGUUGUUCUAACCAGGGUUGAGGGCCUUGCUGGAUAA